AUGAUUGUCUGGAAGAAUGAAUCUGUGGCAAAUUGGCUGCUACAACUGGUUCUGCUCGAGACCGCCUGGAAAAUGGGGAGCGGCCAGCUCCAUUAUUCUGUGCUGGAGGAAUCCCAGCAUGGCACCUUUGUGGGCCGCAUUGGCCAGGAUCUGGGGUUGGAGGUGACCGAGCUGGUGCCUCGGAUGUUCCGGAUGCUGUCCAAAGGAGAGAAGGACUAUUUUGAGGUAAACCUGCAGAAUGGGAUCUUGUUUGUAAAUUCCCGGAUAGACAGGGAGGAGCUGUGUGCCAAGACUGCAGACUGUGUCCUUCAUCUGGAGGUGAUUGUGGAGAAACCUCUGAGAUUGUUUUAUGUGGAGGUUGAAAUCAAAGACAUUAAUGACAAUGCUCCCGUCUUCUCAGCAAGGGAACAGAUCCUGAGCAUAGCAGAAUUGAUAACAGCAUCUGGUGCCCAGUUCCCCUUAGAAGGCGCCUCUGAUGCAGAUAUUGGUACUAAUGCUCUGCUAACCUACAAGCUCAGCCUCAAUGAAUAUUUCAUUGUAGAACAGAAAACAGAUGAGAAAUUCAACAAACCUUUAGCAAUUGUUUUAAAGAAGCCACUGGACAGGGAGGAGAGCCCUGUGUAUCAUUUAGUACUGACAGCAACUGAUGGGGGUGAACCAAAACUCACAGGAACUGUUCAGCUGGUCAUCAAUGUGCUGGAUGUUAAUGACAACCCUCCUGUAUUUAACCAAUCUGUUUAUAGGGUAAAGUUGCUAGAAAAUACAGCAUUUGGAACACUAGUUAUUAAAGUGAAUGCCACAGAUUUAGAUGAGGGAAUGAAUAAGGAAAUUUAUUAUUCUUUUACUAAUCAUGUACCACUAAAUUUUCAGAAAAUUUUUAGCAUAAAUUCUAAUACAGGGGAAGUAAUUGUAGAAGGAGGGGUUGAUUUUGAAGACCUUGCUAUAUAUGAUCUUCAGAUUGAGGCAGAAGAUAAAGGGUUCCCCCCUUUGUCAGGGCAUUGUCAACUGAUAAUUGAAGUGCUGGAUAUAAAUGACAAUGAACCGGAGUUGUUCGUCUCAUCACUCUUAGUGCCAGUGCUAGAGGACUCACCAUUGGGGACAGUAGUAGCCCUAAUCAGUGUUGCAGACAGGGACUCAGGAGACAAUGGACAAAUACAUUGCUCACUCUGGCCUCCUAGAGUACCCUUCCAACUUGUAUCCAAUUUCAAGAACUAUUAUUCUUUAGUAGUGGCUGAGUCCCUUGAUCGGGAACAAGUUGCUGAGUAUCAGUUGAUGGUGAAAACAGAAGAUCAAGGAAUCCCAUCAUUAUCAGCCAGCAGUAUCUUGAUAUUACCAAUCAGUGACAUAAAUGAUAAUGUUCCAGCCUUCACACAGCCCUUCUACACAGUCUUUGUGAAGGAGAACAAUCCCCCUGGUGCUCACAUCUUCACAGUAUCUGCCUCGGACCCAGACGUAGCUGAGAAUGCCCUGAUCACCUAUUGGAUAGAUGAGAAGCUGUGGCCAUUGUCAAGCUACAUCUCUGUACAUUCGGAGAGUGGAAAGCUCUAUGCUCUGCAGUCCUUGGACUAUGAGGAGUUGAAACUGUUGGAGUUCCAGGUGAGAGCCAAGGAUGCUGGAAUGCCCUCCUUGUGUGGCAAUGCGACUGUUCAGGUCUUUGUGCUGGAUGAGAACGACAACGCACCUGCCAUGACAGGAUCAUUAGAGGAGAACCUGAUUCUUCUAGUGGUCCCUGUGAUGCCUGGGCAUAUUGUAGGCAAGAUCCAUGCCUUGGAUGCGGAUUCUGGCUACAAUGCGUGGCUCAAGUACGAACUGCUUGAAGAAAGCAGCGGUCCAUGGUCGGUGGGGCAGUAUAGCGGUGAGGUGAGUACCAAAUAUCCUCUGGAUGAAUCAGAAGGAGGCAAAAUCCAGAGGGUUCUGGUUCAGGUGAAGGACCAUGGAAAACCUCAGCUCUCAGCCACAGCCACCCUGAGUGUGUCACUGGUGACAAGUAGUCAGACAAUCAAAACGGAUAUUAAUCUUCGAAGGUCAGGGAAGAGCUUUGUGCCCCUGGUGGACCCCAUCAACAUCUAUCUGAUCAUUGCCAUCUGCUCUGUUUCCAGCCUCUUCUUGCUGGCCACUCUCAUCUACGUGGCCCUGCGAUGCCACUGCAAGGCAAAGGAAUCCAUGGUUUAUGGCCCUGGCAUGGCCACCCUGGUCUGUGCCAGUGAAGUGGGCAGCUGGUCCUAUUCCAAUCGCCACAGCCACAUCCUGGCAGGGGUGAGCGCAGAGGCUGGUGCCAAGAGUGACCUCAUGAUUUUCAGUCCCAACAUUCCUGUUUUUGCAAAUAAUGGGGAACUUAGGAAUGGGACAGAAUUACCCUCAGAUUCAGCUAAAGAGGUGAGUUUCUGGUUUGGAGUUUUUGAUAUUUGUUCAAAAUCACAUUUCUGUGGUAUCACAUUAGGAUCAGUCUUGAUUGUCUGUCUCUCUGUUUGUCUAUCAGAAUGA
Molecule: messenger RNA, 2484 nt
Organism: Protobothrops mucrosquamatus (brown spotted pit viper)
Lineage: Eukaryota; Metazoa; Chordata; Lepidosauria; Squamata; Viperidae
Product: protocadherin alpha-4-like
Exons: 1
Coding region: 1-2484 (827 amino acids)
Biological process (GO): homophilic cell-cell adhesion
Cellular component (GO): plasma membrane
Molecular function (GO): calcium ion binding
Source: RefSeq, a predicted model, not a curated record